This is a messenger RNA of Clupea harengus (Atlantic herring), 855 nucleotides long. It is a transcript of the gene ch25hl2, whose product is annotated as cholesterol 25-hydroxylase like 2. The record is from RefSeq and is a predicted model, not a curated record. Gene Ontology annotation, molecular function: iron ion binding; oxidoreductase activity. Gene Ontology annotation, biological process: lipid biosynthetic process. Lineage: Eukaryota; Metazoa; Chordata; Actinopteri; Clupeiformes; Clupeidae.
AUGCACCGGUUAUUUGAUCUGACUAACGUGAGCCUGCGUCUGCCAGAGGACUCCCUCCUGCAGCCAUCAUGGGACUUUCUCCAACAGCACUACCAGAGCAGCCUCCGCUCGCCCCUCUUCCCAGUCCUGCUCUCCGUCUCCACCUACCUCCUUCUGAUAGCAUUGUACACCACUCUGGAUCUGCUGGCUCCCUCGUGGCCCAAGAUCAACCGGUACCGCAUCCACCAGGAGCGCCAUGUGGUGUGGCCCAACAUCUGGAGGACGCUAUGCCUCACCACGUACAACCACCUGGUGUUUAUCUUCCCAGCGGCCGUGGCACAGUGGCUGUGGCGUCCACCCAUUCCACUCCCCCUAAAGGCACCUUCUCUCGCUGCUUUCCUCAUGGGAGUUCUGGGAUGUACCGUCAUUUUUGACUUCCAGUACUACCUCUGGCACAUGCUGCACCACCGCAUAGGCUGGCUGUACCGCACCUUUCACGCCGUGCACCAUCAGUACAAUGACACGUUCAGUCUGGUCACGCAGUAUCUGUCGGGCUGGGAGCUCUUCAGUGUGGGUUUGUGGACCACGGUGAACCCGUUACUUCUCCAGUGCCAUUGCCUGACCACCUGGGCCUUCAUGGUGUUCAACGUGUGGGUGUCCACGGAGGAUCACUGCGGGUACGACUUCCCUUGGGCCAUGCAUAACCUGGUGCCAUUUGGGUUGUGGGGAGGGGUGCUCAAGCAUGAUGCCCACCACCAGAAGCCUGGCACAAACUUUGCCCCCUUCUUUUCCCACUGGGACUGGCUGGGGGGUACAGCAUACUCCCCCCCCUCCCCCAUUGUGCCAAUCAAAGACAAGAAGAACAAAGGGACUUGA